GUGUCUACUGAAGUUUGGGAAAUGAGGAGUCAACUCUUGGUCUAAUACUGUAUGAUUUCUGGUAGGUCCUAUUUUAGGACGAGAUGCAAUAUUGUUGAAACGCCAAUCUGCUUUGGUUCAGGCAGUUGGCUUUUCAGCUGAGAAGCCAUUUCUUCUUCCUCUUUUUAAAAUUUUUUUGCUGACUUACUGAACUUAUGAAACCAUGGCGGAAGGAGAGACACAGUCACCUGGGCCCAAAAAGUGUGGUCCCUAUAUCUCAUCUGUCACUAGCCGAAGUGUGAACUUGAUGAUUCGAGGAGUAGUGCUGUUUUUUAUUGGAGUAUUUCUUGCAUUAGUGUUAAAUUUACUUCAGAUUCAGAGAAAUGUGACGCUUUUUCCACCUGAUGUGAUUGCAAGCAUCUUUUCUUCAGCAUGGUGGGUACCGCCGUGCUGUGGCACAGCUUCAGCCGUGAUUGGGUUAUUAUACCCCUGCAUUGACAGGCAUCUAGGAGAACCACAUAAAUUUAAAAGAGAGUGGUCCAGUGUAAUGCGGUGUGUAGCCGUCUUUGUUGGUAUAAAUCAUGCCAGCGCUAAAGUGGAUUUUGAUAACAACAUACAGUUGUCUCUCACACUGGCUGCACUAUCCAUUGGACUGUGGUGGACUUUUGAUAGAUCUAGAAGUGGUUUUGGCCUCGGAAUAGGAAUUGCUUUCUUGGCAACUUUGGUCACUCAACUGCUAGUCUAUAACGGUGUUUAUCAAUAUACAUCUCCAGAUUUCCUCUAUGUUCGCUCUUGGUUACCGUGUAUAUUUUUUGCCGGAGGCAUAACAAUGGGAAACAUCGGUCGACAGCUGGCAAUGUAUGAAUGUAAAGUUAUCGCAGAAAAAUCUCAUCAAGAAUGAAGAAGGCAAAAACAUAUCUUUUGUACAGAAAAACAAGAUGAAAAGGGCGUGUAAAUGAUAGCUAUACCAACAAAACUUCGGACUAUAAAAUUGCCAGGAUGCAGUUUUCCCCUUAAUUGGUGUGUGUAUAUAUAUAUACACACAUAUACAUAUAUAUACACACAUACAUAUGUUACUGCAAUCUGUGAUUGCUUCAUCUGUAAAUCAAGUACAAACCUUUAUGUAUUUGACUUAAAUAACUGUAAAAUAUGUAUGCACUACGUUAAAAAACAUGUUGAUUAAUAGAUGAAAUUUUUAAAUUAAUUUUUUAGACAUACCAUAUAUUGUAUCACAAUGUUGAUGUGCCAAAAUAUUCAGUUAUCGUCAUGCAGAGUAUAAGAAUGCUUUGAACAAUUUAUAAACUUACUGAAAUAAAAUAUGAGGAAAGCCAAAAAAAAAAAAAAAAGCAAAUGGAAAGCGGUAUAUUCUCUUUUGCUUACUGUUGUGCCUUUUUAUUUUUCUAAUAUAUAGCAGUACGAGUUAUGGGUGCCCUAAUGUGUGGUUAGUUUCUAUUUUAAUGUUGUCUCGGAGAGCUUUGGCUGUUUUAAUAUAUGAUGAAAAAGAACUUCCAGGGAACAUUUUCAUACCUUCAUUACAGGAGAGAGUCCAAAGAGUAAUUUUUUGUUUUAACAGAUUUUACUGGAGGUGAAACUCCCAGCAGGAGAGUUUAUCAGCAUUAAAUUGUUUUGAGUCUAAAUCUUUAAGAAUACAUAUAAUUAAAAGUAAGGACCAUUGAAAAAUUUAACUAGAGUAAAUAUGUUUUACAAAUACAAAAUGACCUUCUGGAGUGCCACAAAGUGUUAGUGAUAUUAACUGUCAUUUGCAGUACAGUAUUCCACUGCUUUUGCACAUGGAACGCGUAAGAAUUCCCGAACAGGUCAAAAUCAAGUUUCUAACUGUCUUGGGUUCUAUAAUCUGUUGGGUUCUGUAAAGCAAACCGUUUGAGCUGGGCUGCUUCAUAUGAUUGAUUGUCAGUGGAUUGCAUCCGAGGAGUGGAUGGGCACAUAAUUUCUUAUGUAUCCAUGUGCCCAUUAGUGAACAGUUCAAGAAUGUAUUGUUUAAGAAUGUAUUGGGAUGGCAUAUUGUGCAUGUUAAAGAUCCUGGUAGCAGUUUUGUGCAUAUUUUUCCAACAACUAGAGCCUUUUGAGUGUGAUUUAAACAUAGUCUUAGUUAACCUUUUCCCCCAGUUUUUAUUUUUGAAAUUGAUGGCAGUUGUCUGAUACACAAGGGUGAAAUCUGCUUACUCUGGAGGGGUGUGUGUGUGUGUGUGUAGGAUUGAGUGAGAGAGAGAGUGUGUGUGUGUGUGUGUGUAGGAUUGAGUGAGGGAGAGUGUGUGUGUGUGUGUGUGUGUGUAGGAUUGAGUGAGGGGGAGAGAGAGUGUGUGUGUGUGUGUGUGUGUGUAGGAUUGAGUGAGAGAGAGAGUGUGUGUGUGUGUGUGUGUAGGAUUGAGUGAGAGAGAGAGAGUGUGUGUGUGUGUGUAGGAUUGAGUGAGAGAGAGUGUGUGUGUGUGUGUAGGAUUGAGUGAGAGAGAGAGAGUGUGUGUGUGUGUGUAGGAUUGAGUGAGAGAGAGUGUGUGUGUGUGUGUAGGAUUGAGUGAGAGAGAGAGUGUGUGUGUGUGUGUGUGUAGGAUUGAGUGAGGGAGUGUGUGUGUGUGUGUGUGUAGGAUUGAGUGAGGGAGAGAGAGUGUGUGUGUGUGUGUAGGAUUGAGUGAGAGAGAGAGUGUGUGUGUGUGUGUGUGUAGGAUUGAGUGAGAGAGAGUGUGUGUGUGUGUGUAGGAUUGAGUGAGGGAGUGUGUGUGUGUGUGUGUGUGUAGGAUUGAGUGAGGGAGAGAGAGUGUGUGUGUGUGUGUGUAGGAUUGAGAGAGAGAGAGUGUGUGUGUGUGUAGGAUUGAGUGAGGGAGAGUGUGUGUGUGUGUGUGUGUGUGUAGGAUUGAGUGAGGGAGAGUGUGUGUGCGUGUGUGUGCGUGUGUGUGCGUGUGUGUGCAUGUGCUCAUGCUCUCUUAAUCUGUCAACUAGAUAUUUUUCCAUUUUUGAUUUUAAAACCAUUUCUGUCAGACUGAGAUCUUGUAUGCCAAACUUUAAUCUGCUCUUAUGUUUUAAGGCUGAAAGUGUGAAAAUCCUAAGAGGAUUUCCUAUUGAAUAUAUGUACACAAUCUUAACUAUAGUGGUGGUAAACAUACUACUGUAAUUUAUUAUUCUAUCUUCCAGAUAAUGUUAUUCAUUUAGAACAAAUAAGGUAUAUUUUUAGAAUCAACUUU
Balaenoptera ricei (Rice's whale) is the source of this 3176-nucleotide messenger RNA. RefSeq names its product insulin induced gene 2 (gene INSIG2). Bases 203 to 880 code for a protein of 225 amino acids. The record is from RefSeq and is a predicted model, not a curated record. Lineage: Eukaryota; Metazoa; Chordata; Mammalia; Artiodactyla; Balaenopteridae. Gene Ontology annotation, biological process: cellular response to insulin stimulus; cholesterol biosynthetic process; SREBP signaling pathway. The transcript is spliced from 6 exons. Gene Ontology annotation, cellular component: SREBP-SCAP-Insig complex; endoplasmic reticulum.